AUGGUGAACAAGAAGAAACGACCAGCUUCUGAGCAAGCACAGCCAGCCAAGUCAAAAGCAGUACGCCCGUCCGCAAAACGGCGGUUAGAACGGAGAGUAGCAGGACAUCAAGAAUAUCUUAAGGACAAGGACCCGCAAUUAGCCGCAAGUCUCAGACCCAAGCUCAACGAGGUGAUGGACGAGUACCAAAGCGAACCCGAGCGUGUGGCAGUCGUCGGCAAGACUGGGCAGGGAAAGUCGAAACUAAUAGAUGCUAUCUUGGGCAUCGAUGGGAUUGCAAGAUCGGGGGCAACCGGCGUGGCAACGACUCGCACUCCAAUUGUAUACUCACCCCGUCGAGCGCACGUACAAAUCCCCUACGAGGUAAGACUGGAGGUAUCCGCCAAGACCGACUGCCGAGAUUCAGUACAACAGCAUCUUGCCAAUCUUACGGAGAACCUGAAAAGGUGCGAAGGACAGCCCCUAGAGUUCGACGAGUAUGGACAAGACAGUAUCAAUGCGCUUCAAAAUCUGUUCAGCGACCUCCCAGAAUUCGCAUCGACCGAAUCUAUUUCAUCAUUCCUGGGAUUUGACUCGCCGUCCAAAGUAGCAUCAGUAGCGAAGCAAAAGGAUGCGUUCAAUCAAUGCGUCAAAUGGGCUGAGGAACGACGCCAGAAGAUCGUCAAUAUGUCCGCACAAGGUAUCUACGCUACCAAUGUGACGGAGCUUCGGCAGGAACUCGCGCAAUUUAGCGACGACCAAGCCAAGAUGAACGACACGAAGCUUGGCUUCAAUCCUUCUUCGUUCGUAGAGAGGAUUGAGGUCUUUGGUGACUUUCGGAUUCGCUACUCGAUCGGCGACUGCCCUGGACUACAGGACAUCAACAAGGCAAGCUUGUGCCCUUCCCAGAUUGACAUCGCUCAAGCUAACCUGGUCGUAGUCGUCGAAGAGAUCACGCGAGCUGGUGACAGCGCGUUUCUUGACCACUUAAUCAAGGACCGUACUACAAGGAGACCCGAUCAACGCAUCAUCAUCGUCUUGACAAAGGGAGAGAGCGGCCUGGACCCCUCGGAUCGCAAUGGACCAGCAUUCAACCAACAUGAGAUAGCUGAUCUCGACUGGCUAGCCCAACGUAAAGUAGAAACUCGGAGAAAGAAGGACAGCUACGCGCCAACAGACUAUGCGCAAAGAGACCACUGCGCCCGCGAAAUCUCUUUCAUCACCCUCGAAGAAAAGGAAAUAUGUGCCCGAGAACGAGGUCGUCGCAUUGGCGCAAGGCUUAAGGCAAGAUUCGCAAAACAGAACGACAAUUUGACAGUCAUUACGACUUCGGCACAAGACUACAUGCAGCAUGUCGAGGGCUACCACCAGUACACCGACGAGCAUCUGCCGCUGUCCGUUGAGUCCACCCAGAUCCCCAGUCUAUGUAGGGAACUCGCUGCUAUCGCCAAUGAACGGCUGCAGAAAGAUCUUCUUCGCUUUUACAGGCGAACGCUUCCCGAGCUCUUCAGCUUCAUCGAGCUCGCUUGCAGCACGACUUCCGGGCCGGUGCAGACAGGGCCCAGGUUCAACUUUGAAGAAUUCGCGUCCGGAUUCUUGAAGCAGCUCGAAGUCUUCCUCGAGGUUUUCGAAAAAGAACUCAUCGAUCCGAUGAUUGAGACCAUGAGAAGCGGAGUCGUCGAUUGGAAGAACGACGCUCACGAUGAUAUCAAUAAAUGGCGAAAGUUGCAUGGCAACGCCGUACGGUCCUACUUGAUCAAGCUAGGCAAUCACCGGACAAAGGGACAGCCGAAUUGCGGUUGGAACCUUACGCUUCUGCGUGCUGUCCAGACGACGCUCGACCCACUGUUCAAGGUGCUAAUCGCGGAGGCAUCCUCCAGGCUGGGUAGCCUUGCAUACCAGCUAGAAGGAGACGUGGACGAUUUCCUGGAAGCCCUUCUCGCUGCCGCCGAACAGCUCGACAGCAAGAACUUUGGAGCGAACCUCGACGACAAGAGACCGCAACUCUACAACAUGUUCAGUACUGUCGGCAAAGACCUGAUUACAUUCAUUCGGUUGUUCCGAGGGCGUCUUACUGAAGACGGCAAUGGUGACUUCUUUCCCCAAAAAAUGAAACCGGUCUACACUGCCACAUUACAAGCAAGACCGACAGCCAGAAUGACCAUGAAAGAGGCGCAGAUGCAGAUACUGGAAGCGCGCAUAUGCGGAAAUAACAGUCCCUACGACAGAAUGGUCGACAAGUUUGAAACCGCCUGGAAAGCCAAGAAGAUCGCGUUGUUGGAAAUAGGCAGACUAGCUAUUGCGGAUCAGAUGGCAGAGAUCAAGGCAUCUUACAAGCAACUCAGUACUCCCGAGUCGCAGGACGAUGCUGUGACGCUGUUGCGCGCUGAGCUGGAGCGCAAGGUCGGCUUGGCGAGGGAACAGUGUAGGGGUCCUAUUUUGGCUUCUCUUCUGGAAUGCGGACUUGAUCCGAAGUUGAAGAGAGAGAAGAAAGUGAAGAGGGAGAAGAAGUUGGAGAAGGUGGAGAAGUAG
Molecule: messenger RNA, 2511 nt
Organism: Alternaria ventricosa
Lineage: Eukaryota; Fungi; Ascomycota; Dothideomycetes; Pleosporales; Pleosporaceae
Exons: 5
Coding region: 1-2511 (836 amino acids)
Source: RefSeq, a predicted model, not a curated record